Triplophysa rosa is the source of this 2336-nucleotide messenger RNA. RefSeq names its product MAD2L1 binding protein (gene mad2l1bp). Lineage: Eukaryota; Metazoa; Chordata; Actinopteri; Cypriniformes; Nemacheilidae. Gene Ontology annotation, biological process: regulation of exit from mitosis. The transcript is spliced from 3 exons. Gene Ontology annotation, cellular component: nucleus. The coding region runs from base 20 to 1165 and encodes 381 amino acids. The record is from RefSeq and is a predicted model, not a curated record.
UCAAACACAAGCAGUAGAAAUGGAAGAGAAACCAAGGAGAGCGUUUGAGAGUGCCGAUAUGACUUUCAUCAAAUAUAGUUACGCUGUCGAGGCUUCCCACAACAGUUGUAAUAACAAACUUAAUCACGUCGAUCAAUGCGAAACUCAAGUGGACUCGAAAGAUUCAACAGAUAUACAUGAUCACGAAUCCACCCACCACUCACCGGUGAAACAUGUGUGUUUACUUGAUAACAUUGGUAAUACAGAAAGGCAUGUGGCUCUUGUGGAGUCUUGUAAUGCUCCAGAGGACAAAGAAAAUAUUAACAGCCCAGAAGAGUCGAGAACAGGGCAACGCGAUGAUGGUUCUGAUCCAGGUUGCCUGCAAAUACACACUUUAAGCAGUGGUUCCAGCAGUCAGCAUAAUAGUGAAUCUAAAGCUGUUCCUGCACACAAUAUUGAUGAUGAAGACAUAUUCAGAAGAGCAAAAGAGGAGGGACGUGUGACCGUUGUCUUCUCGGGGCGAAUCACACAGGACGGCUGCUGUAGAUUUGUCUGUGAGCUUCUUAAGUGUGUCCUUUUUCAGAGGCAACAGCUACCCAUGACUUAUGACCAAAUGGUGUUCCUUCAGAAACAACAGCACAAUGCUACACAGACAGAGUGUGUGGUGAACCAUCGGCCUGUGAAGACCUUAGGGGGCUUGGACUGGCGUCGUUGCCAGCGGACAUUGCAGGAGCUGAAUGAAGUUCUGGCCCACCUUGAAGCCCUGUUUUCUCUUAGCCAAGUCCCCCGUGUGCUCUUCAUGCUGGGAGGGUCUAUCAUUCUCCCCACCGAGCUAUACGAGGUCAACAUGGAAGCUGUGGCCAUAGGGGCUGGAGAAAACAGCCUAAGGACUUCAGCAUGUCUAAGAAAGCUCUUCCGCACGCUCUUUGUGGCCGACCUUUUGUCGGAUGCGAAGUCUGUGCGUAUCAUGACCACCAACAUCAUGGCUCUGGGUCACCGGGAUUGUGGCGUGACUGGGUUCAAACCAAAAGUAGAUUUUAGGGUUCCCACAAAAGUGAAACGACAUGUCAUCUCUAUAGCCAGUGAUUUGUCACUCGUUGGGGAGCUACAAAAAUGUAACAGAGACGACCUGGAGGGUUAUAUGUGGUUUCAGGUUCCCAUCACUGUCAAAGGUUUCUGUAAAUGAAAAUUAAAUGUGGCCUAGACAGACGGGGAAUAAAGACAGAUUUCAGGGAAUGUUGGAAUAAGAUUCACUCCAUUCUCAGGGAUCACUGUGUCUAUUUUGGCUGUUGUUUUUAUGCUUUGUUCACAAGUAUUGUGUGGAUGUUUUAAAUAAUCUAAGGGUUUAUGACAAGUUUACAUGAUCACAAUCCAUUUUUAUCUUUCUAUACUUUACAGUAUAGGACAGUGGAUUUCUAAUAUUUUAAUUUGCUAAAUGGCAGCUUCUAAAACCAAAUGAAUGUGCAUGAUGAUUGUCAUCUCUUGAAACAACAGUUAAUUAUGUUUUUAUUACUAAACAAUUCUGUAGCAGUAUACAUUUUUAAUGAACACAAUGGAGUUUGCUGCUACAAAUCUGUACUAUUUAAAUAUUGCUUUUAUUUUGUGUAUUCAUCACAAAUAAUUGAAUCUUCUAGGUUCAUUAUAUUAAGUAAACUGAUAACUGUGCAGAGGUGGACGAAGUACACAACUUCCUUACUUGAGUGAAAGUACAGAUACUACUGGUCAAAUAUUACUCCACUACAAGUAAAAGUUGUAAAGACAGAUUCUUACUUGAGUAAAAGUACAGAAGUACGUGCUUUUAAAAGUACUCAAGUAUUAAAAGUAAAUUUCCUUUAUGUCAGUUGUGCAUUGUUUUAUUGUCGUAUACCUUAUGCCUCUGAAGCACCUACUGAAUACACCGAGUAGCUCACAGUAUCAGUGGUAUUAAAGGAGUAGUUCACUUCAAAAUUUGCCCCCAUUGACUUUCCAUAGUAGUUUUUAUUCCUACUAUGGAAAGUCAAUGGGGGCAAAUUUUGCAGUGAGCAACUCCUUUAAGAGCUUUAUAUGUUUAGCACACAUAUGUUUAGUUUAGAUAUAAUCCUGUAUGAUCAUUUAGCCUAAUUAUCCUCAUUAGCCCCCUAGGCCUAUAUGUAUUUAUGAGCAGUGUUCUUUUAUUUUGUAUAUUCCCUUUACCAGUUUUAGCAGCAAUUUACCAGUAAGUAGUAAGGUUCUUGUAAAUAGUAAAGUGUAGAAGCCAUGUGUUUGUUGGACUUAUUACCAUAAUUUAACUACAAACAUAAACUAUAGCUAGUAUAAUAAUGAAUAUAAUGAAACUAUGGUAUGUUUAGUUGCUGUGGUUUUACUAAAGAUUAUUAAUU